AUGCGCAGAUUACUUGCAGGCCUUCUUUUUUCACCCGCACGUUCCUUGAAUCCAAGAUUAUCAUUACUCAUGCCACCAUCGUUGCCCUCUUCCGCCGGUAAGAAGCCAAAACAAGCCACUUUGGCUAGAUUCUUCAGUUCCAUGAAGAAUGAGCCAUCGGGGAGCUCAUCCUCUCCUGAGAAAGCUCCCAAACACAAGCUAGAAAAUAAUAUAGAUAAUAAUAGUAGUGAAGGAGCAGACGCUACUAAGAAACUAAAACAAGUGUCUACCGUGCAGACAUUGGUGGCUCCAUCCACUAUGGGUAGCAGCCCUUUUUCUUUACCUUCAUCUGCUCCCUCCUCCAGUGGUGUCGAUGUGUCGCAAGAAUCUCGCGAGUUCACACCCCAGGUUGAAAAGGAACCGAGUUCAAAUGAUAAUGACCAUUAUUCAUCUAAUAUCCCCUACUCUGAAGUUUGUGAAGUUUUCAACAAGAUCGAAGCCAUAUCUUCUCGUUUGGAGAUUAUCAGAAUUUGUUCUGAUUUUUUUAUAAAGAUAAUGAACCAAUCCUCCAAGAAUUUAAUACCUACCACGUACCUUUUCAUCAAUAGAUUGGGUCCGGAUUACGAAGCCGGUCUAGAAUUGGGUCUUGGUGAAAAUCUACUGAUGAAAACAAUCAGUGAAUCUUGUGGAAAAUCGAUGAGUCAGAUUAAACUCAAAUACAAGGAAAUGGGGGAUUUAGGUGAAAUAGCAAUGGGUGCGAGAAAUGUUCAACCUACUAUGUUCAAGCCUAAAGCUUUAACUGUAGGUGAGGUCUUCAAAAACCUUAGAACUAUUGCAAAAACUCAAGGUAAAGAUUCGCAAUUGAGAAAAAUGAAGCUGAUCAAGAGAAUGCUCACUGCGUGCCAGGGUGUGGAAGCUAAAUUUUUGAUCAGAUCCUUGGAGUCAAAGUUGAGAAUUGGUCUUGCUGAGAAAACGGUUCUGAUAUCUCUAUCCAAGGCCCUUUUGCUUCAUGAUGAAAAUAAAGAAAACUCACCUGACAAGGAAAUUCCUAUGGACGUCCUGGAAAGCGCGCAACAAAGGAUCAGAGACGCAUUCUGUCAAGUACCGAAUUAUGAGAUUGUCAUAAAUUCAUGCUUGAACCACGGCAUCAUGAAUCUGGAUAAGUAUUGUACUCUGAGACCGGGAAUUCCGUUAAAACCCAUGUUGGCCAAACCCACUAAGGCAAUAAAUGAAGUUUUAGAUAGAUUUCAAGGUGAAACUUUCACGUCUGAAUAUAAAUACGACGGAGAAAGAGCUCAAGUUCAUUUGCUGAAUGACGGCACGAUGAGGAUUUAUUCCAGAAAUGGCGAGAACAUGACAGAAAGAUAUCCAGAAAUCAAAAUCACAGAUUUUAUUCAAGACUUAAAUAGUACAAAAAAUCUAAUUCUGGACUGUGAGGCUGUGGCUUGGGACAAAGAACAAAAAAAAAUUCUACCCUUCCAAAUUCUUAGCACAAGAAAACGUAAAGAUGUGGAAUUGCAUGAUGUUAAGGUGAAAGUUUGUCUCUUUGCAUUUGACAUACUCUGUUACAACGACGAAAGACUGAUUAAUAAGUCAUUACGAGAAAGAAGAGAACAUUUGGCAAAGGUUACAAAAGUUGUUCCAGGAGAAUUCCAAUAUGCCACUCAGAUCAUAACAAAUAAUCUUGAUGAACUGCAAAAAUUUCUUGAUGAAUCCGUUAAUAACUCUUGUGAAGGUCUAAUGGUCAAAAUGCUGGAUGGCCCUGAAUCCCACUAUGAACCAAGUAAAAGAUCACGAAACUGGUUGAAGUUGAAAAAGGACUACUUGGAAGGAGUUGGAGAUUCAUUGGACCUUUGCGUAUUGGGGGCAUAUUAUGGUAGAGGUAAAAGGACAGGCACAUAUGGUGGAUUCCUUUUAGGCUGUUACAACCAAGACACAGGAGAAUUUGAGACAUGUUGCAAAAUAGGGACAGGGUUCUCUGAUGAAAUGUUGCAGUUGUUGCACGAAAGGUUAACCCCAACAAUAAUUGACGGACCAAAGGCCACGUUCGUUUUUGAUGCAAGUGCUGAGCCAGACGUAUGGUUUGAACCUACGACUUUGUUUGAAGUUUUGACUGCGGACCUUUCCCUGUCACCCAUUUAUAAGGCCGGUAGUGCAACUUUUGAUAAAGGUGUAUCUUUACGGUUCCCAAGAUUUUUGCGCAUAAGAGAGGAUAAAGGUGUCGAAGAUGCGACUUCUUCAGAUCAAAUUAUUGAAUUGUAUGAAAAUCAAUCUCAUGUACAAAAUUAG
Messenger RNA from Saccharomyces kudriavzevii IFO 1802, 2268 nucleotides. It is a transcript of the gene CDC9, whose product is annotated as DNA ligase (ATP) CDC9. The record is from RefSeq and is a predicted model, not a curated record. Lineage: Eukaryota; Fungi; Ascomycota; Saccharomycetes; Saccharomycetales; Saccharomycetaceae. Gene Ontology annotation, molecular function: ATP binding; DNA ligase (ATP) activity; DNA binding. The transcript has a single exon. Gene Ontology annotation, biological process: lagging strand elongation; Okazaki fragment processing involved in mitotic DNA replication; DNA biosynthetic process. The coding region runs from base 1 to 2268 and encodes 755 amino acids. Gene Ontology annotation, cellular component: nucleus; mitochondrion.